AUGUUGCGCUGCCUAAACAAGUCUGAUAAGAAAAGAGUUAAGCCAAUUAAAUGUCUUAAUCUAUCUAUCUAUCUAUCUAUCUAUCUAUCUAUCUAUCUAUCUAUCGAUCUAUCUCAGUCCAUUCAUAUAUCAUCAUCUGUCCAUCUCUCUAUCUCAUCCAUCUAUCUAUCUAUCUAUCUAUCUAUCUAUCUAUCUAUCUAUCUAUCUAUCUAUCCCAUUCAUUCAUAUAUCAUUAACUAUCUAUCUCAAUCCAUUCAUUUAAUAUCUAUCUAUCUAUCUAUCUAUCUAUCUAUCUAUCUAUCUAUCUAUCUUAGUCCAUUUAUCUAUCUAUCUAUCUAUCUAUCUAUCUAUCUAUCUAUCUAUCUAUCCCAUCCAUUUAUAUAUCAUUAUCUAUCUAUCUAUCUAUCUAUCUAUCUAUCUAUCUAUCUAUCUAUCUAUCUCAUUGAAGCAGAGGCUCGGGAUUCAUAUCAACUGACAGGAAAUCAACGUUCGCUUCUAACAACUUUUCUUUCUUCUUUUUAA
Molecule: messenger RNA, 522 nt
Organism: Acanthosepion pharaonis
Lineage: Eukaryota; Metazoa; Mollusca; Cephalopoda; Sepiida; Sepiidae
Source: the annotation of a GenBank genome assembly